Pseudo-nitzschia multistriata is the source of this 923-nucleotide messenger RNA. Lineage: Eukaryota; Bacillariophyta; Bacillariophyceae; Bacillariales; Bacillariaceae. The record is from the annotation of a GenBank genome assembly.
CGUSGUUCUGGGAAAUGCAGGUAAUAUGUGUGGGACUAGAUCGCUCGUUGUCGAUAAUGAAAAGUAAGACCAUGUUUUGUCUUUCAMCGUGCAAGAACGACUCACAUUCAGAGAAAAUGUUACUUUAUUGUAUGCCUGAUGUCGCGAUAGGCCUUCGCGUCGAAAGUUACGGAACCGGUACACAAGUUCGUCUUCCUGGUCGAACUGCCAUGGGUAAGUCCUUAGCACAAGCUAUUUCAUAUUCCUCUCUCCUUAUCCGGUUGGAAAGAUCGGAUUCGCAUCUUUUUCAGAGAUCGUUGAUUAUAGCGGGCCUUUCGAGCGACCUUUUCACUCAUACGCAUUGUAUUCAYGGCAUUGGCACAUAUUGGAAUGAAACGGAAGAACCUAGAAUAUAUAAGUUCGGGGUUCCCUAUGAAGAAAUGUAUAAUUCGAUGACAAAAACGCGAGAGGACGAAGAAUUUUUCACUCGUAAUACAGUGCUUCAUCUCUGUCGUAGGGGUGCUGCUGUGAAGCGAGCGCCACAACGAUGGCAAGACAUGCCAUCCGAUCUCAUCUCGGAACACGACGUCGUUAUUGCCUUCGAAGAAAGAAUUUAUGACGCAGUUGUGGAAGAUUUACAAAUUCGAGAGCCGACUGAAAACUUUGCCCCGAUCCAUGUCAUUUGUCUCGACACAAAGGAUAAUCCAGAAGAAGCACAGUUGCAAGGUCAAGUUGCUUUGGAUUUGUGUUGGCGUUUGGAGGCUUCAGAAGAUUUGGUAACCGAAGCUCCAGAGAUUUUGGACGAGUUUGAAAGGGAAAAAAUGACACAUACACCAAUCAAAGUGCUCUAUCAGCUCUGUUACUUGUAGAGACCCAUUGGCAAUUUAACGUUGCGAUCGAUAGCCGAAGAAGAAAAAUUUAUAGAAUAUACUAAAGUUAUGCAC